AUGCCGACUGGCCUGCAAAUAGUGACUGAUCAGCAGACGCUUUUGCAGUGUGUGGAUCUUCUCGGCGGGAUGAGUUUCUCCAGUCGUGCGUCCUCUGAGGAAAUGAGCGAUGAGCUGGAGACUUUGGGGUGGUACCACUACGACCUGUCCCGUCACGCCGCUGAGGCGCUCCUCUUGUCCAAUGGGAGCGAUGGAAGCUACCUCCUGAGAAACAGCAACGAAGGCCCUGGUUGCUUCGCCUUGUCUGUCAGGGCAAAGGAGUCGGUCAAGCAUUAUCACGUGACCCGCAGAGACCACGCCUAUGUGUUUGGUUUCAGCACAUUUGCAACGCUUCAGGACUUUAUCAGCCACUUUGCCAAUAAGCCGCUGGUGGGGAGUGAAACGGGAACCCUCCUGGUCCUGAAGAGUCCGUACCCGUGGAGAGUGGAAGAGCCAUCCAUCUAUGAGUCCGUGCGGGUUCACACGGCGCUGCAGACGGGCCGCACGGAAAACGACCUUGUAGCGACUGCCCCUGCGCUAGGUACAAAAGAAGGAUACCUCCUGAAACAAGGGGCUAUUGUGAAGAGCUGGAAGCAAAGAUGGUUCACACUAAGCCGAUACGAACUGAAAUACUUCAAAGACCAAAUGUACGAAGAUCCGAUUCGGACCCUGGACCUGAAGGCGUGCUCUGCCGUUCAGUUUGACUACUCUCAGCAAAGGAUCAACUGUUUCUGUCUGGUGUUUCCUGAGAGGACGUUUUAUCUCUGUGCAAAGACUGGCGUGGAGGCAGAUGAGUGGAUCAAGAUCCUCAGAUGGAAGUUGGUGAGCUCUUUUAUGGUGCAUCUUUCUGUAAAACUACCGCGCUCAUGAAGCGUUAGUGGAAUUUGGGGGGUAGCAGUUUUGGACAGUGUAUAAAAGGGGGUCCCUUGAGCAAUGUUUGACCUCUGACUAACAGACUGCAAGCAUGUCCACACUAUCCCUUUCACCAUCCCUGCUUUAUCCUAGUCCCAGGCACACAAAGGCCAAUGACUGAAAGCACAUCACUGCUCUGCACCCAAGAACCGUCCGCAUUGAAAAGUUCCCACGUGAUACCGAAUAUGAACCCAUGGAACAAGUCCGGGCCGCAUCAAGUAUUCAACUGGAAGUAUCCAUCCUCUAAAGGAGGGGGGGCUUUUGUGGUGUCAAAUGCCUGUCGUUGAAAUACAAUGGAGUGGACCUUCCACCAGCGAACGGCAGUCGUUAGCGUUCCGUUGGAGAUGUAAUGAUGAUCACGGACUGUGUGAAGCCAAGAUGUCCGUGCCUCGUUUAUUUCUUAGAGGCUAAAUUAUUUCAUCGUUUAUGAAGGGAUCUACGGACAGCUAUUAGGGGGAGGACUUUCCAAAUAGUACAGCAAGACAUUGGGAGAGCCAGCAUCACUGGGACUGCUUCUGACUUCCCAGCAUGCCUUGCAGCACUUGUUUUGUAAAACUGCUAAAAUUAUGUUUCGAGUGAACAAAGUUGUUUAUUGUCAGGAAAAUAUAGUUUGUUAUUGCACUUCAAAUGUGUUGUGUCCAUUCCAUUUUACCGAUAGUUGUCCCUCGCCACUUUGCAGUUAUUAUUAAACCAUUGCUGUUUUGUGCUUGGCUAUGGCUGAUCGUUAUCGUUAUCACAAACUUUUGUUUGUGAUUGGAGGUAGUGUUCUGUCUACUCACUUCCACUAGGGCCUUGUGUUUCAGACCAUUUCUCUUCUGUCUUCUUCUUCCUUCACUUGCUUCCACCAGCGAUUGUAACACCUUUGGAUACCUUAAUACAAGAAGAUUAGAUUUGGUAAUGAAAUCAAACUUUUAUUACUUGCAUUCACACAUAAAACCUGUUUUCCCCAACAUAGAGUAGAAGAACAAUGAUGCAGGUGAGGGAACGCUUCGCGGGGUUCAAGCAGGUUUCCCCACAAUACAUCAACAAACCAAAGGAAGGGAAUCCGUGAGUAUGGGGACACUUUGACAGAAGAUUCCACUGUAGUCUCCUGAAGGCUUCAAAUGGUUGGUCGGACGUUAUGUGACUUCCACAACUUGCCUCAGCUCUUCUAUUAGUGGAGCCAGCUCCUUCUCCAAGCUCAUGAUCAGGCCUGAGGACAGACAGGAGACUCGUUCCAGAAGGUGCAUGGAAAAGGAAGAGGAACCCAGUGAGUGGUGACCUCUGUAGAUGUUUACCUGUGUUGGCAUUGCUGCUGGCAAUGAAGCUGAUGACAAGGGGUAACCGAUUGAACUGCACGAUCUACAUAGAUGGACAGACAGAUACUUUAUUGAUCCAGAAAGAACGUUGUAGAACGUACCACAGCAGGAGCCAAUGAUUGCUUCUGGCUGCCAGCUGACGCUUGUCAUGUGACAUCUACAUCCGGGUUACUAUUAAACUGACACCACUGAGUACAGAUGCAUGUAUUGUUGUGUAUAAGUGUAUAUAUAAGUGUUAUUUAGUGUCCCACGUGCUGUAUGUUCAUAAAGUUCAUUCAUAAAGUUAUUCCAAAUGUACUAUACUGUGUAUGAAUUUAUUAUGUAUUUAGUAUUUGGGUGGGGACCAAAUUCCCACAUCCUGG
This is a messenger RNA of Doryrhamphus excisus (bluestripe pipefish), 2551 nucleotides long. The record is from RefSeq and is a predicted model, not a curated record. NCBI's taxonomy places the organism in Eukaryota, Metazoa, Chordata, Actinopteri, Syngnathiformes, Syngnathidae.